Molecule: messenger RNA, 2751 nt
Organism: Neurospora hispaniola
Lineage: Eukaryota; Fungi; Ascomycota; Sordariomycetes; Sordariales; Sordariaceae
Product: heterokaryon incompatibility protein-domain-containing protein
Exons: 1
Coding region: 196-2691 (831 amino acids)
Source: RefSeq, a predicted model, not a curated record
GAUUCUUGAACCCUCCACCCGUAAGCACCAGGACGUUGACUGCAAGUUGGUGCCCAACCAUCACCACGACCACGACCACGACCACAACAACAACAACAACAACAACACCACCACAAGCCCAUUCACAUCAGUAAUUCAACAAUACCUCCAGAGUAUCUCAUACAAGCCCUCGCACAAUCUCAAGACUGCCCAGAUAUGGUGGACCCAACAGAUUUGGGCCUGAGUUACCCGGAUCCCAUCAACGGACUCAAUCACCCCCCACGCCCGCAUCUCUGCUCAGCAUGCAGCCAGAUCGACUUCAAAACUCUUUUCACGAGUCACGAACGUCCUCUUGCCGCCAAUGAAAAACGGCAGACAUGCAAGUGCUUCGACAUAUUCGAUGCCCUUCUCGGGCAUGGCUGGACUCACCCAAAGUCGGCAAACAAUUCAUCCGAACCACCGUGCUGCUUUUGCAAAUUCCACGACGAGUGCCUACUUCGAUCCAAAGACAUGGCCUCAGGAGGCAGGAAUGUCUUUCGCCUGGAUCACUUGGAGGAACCUAGAUUAUGGGGGUUUCAUUCCUUGGCUGGCUUCCCGAUCAAGCAUCGAGGGUGUGAAAAGGGAAAGUGCUACCAACAUCAUGUGCAAGACGUUUUUGCACUACAACUAGUUGGACUCAGCGUUUAUGAAUUUUGGUAUGACACCAAUGCUUUUGAGAGAGCAGGCAAUGCAAUUCUGCCGGUGGUCAAUGGUCCAAAGUUUCCAGGAUUGACCAGGGAAAGAGCGGCUGGGGGCGGGUUGCGGGCGAGAAUAAUCAUUCCCCAUCAAGUCAACUACAACAUCAUUGGGGAGUGGUUAAGCCUUUGCCGCUCGGGGCAUGUUCAUUGUGAUGGUGAUGAUGCCGAUGUUGUCACGAUCCCGGGAUUUCAGGUCAUUGACUGCACCACAAGCAAGAUCCUUUCCGCUGUUGACCUUCUGGCCAAUGGUAGAGAGGCAGGCCGGGUUGAAUAUGUGACGCUCAGUUAUGUCUGGGGUCAGGCCGGCGAGGCUGGAUUCAAUGGGCCAGUCAUGCGAGAAAAUGGUCUCACAUUACCAGAUGCCUUACCCCUGGUCAUCAGCGAUGCAAUUGAGGUCGUCAAGAGGCUUGGAUACAGAUACCUGUGGAUCGACCGAUAUUGUAUUCCCCAAAACGAUUCACCACUCAAACACAUCCAGAUCCGGAUGAUGGACAGGAUAUACUCCUGUUCUGUCUUGACCAUAAUUGCGGCAGCAGGAGACGGCCCAGAAUACGGACUUCCGGGCGUUAGCUCCCGUCAUCGUACAGAACAGCUCAGUGUGCAAGUGACCGAAGGAAUAUCCCUGGUGUUUUACGAAAUGCCUAGAGUUUCAUUUGGCACAUCAAAGUGGAAUACGCGUGGUUGGACCUACCAAGAGGCGCUAUUGUCGAGGCGUCGGCUUGUCUUCACAGAUGGAAUGACCUACUUCCAGUGCUACGAGAUGCAUGGCGAUGAAGUUCUGUCACUACCAUUAUCUGGCAGGUACAGUUCUUUUGGCGGGAAAGAUCAAGAUGGCCAGUCUGAUGAUUUUGAUCAUAUCUCAUUCGAACGUGGACAAAACGAUUUUGGCUGUAUUUUUCCACGGCGAAUUACCGAUUGGUCUAAUCCCGAGACGGCCUGGGAUAGAAUCGAGCAGUUUGCGCAGAGGCAGCUUGCCUUUGACCAAGACACUUUGGAUGCCAUUGCUGGCAUCUUUGAGAGGUACUUGAGCUUCAACACUUGGAAAAGAACAGAGGACAGGAUUUCAUUCUUUUGCGGCCUACCUGUCAUUCCUUUUUUGCGAGGAAAUCAAAUCACCGAUCAUCUUUCAAGAACGCCAAGAACCACUUCAAUGCAAAAACUGUGGUCCCAGUAUAUCCUGGAUAGUGCAGAGUCCGCAGCCGACGAGACUCAUGCAAACCUUACGUGUCGAUUGGUAACUAGCCUUUUGUGGUAUUGCAAAUGGAACUCGUCAGACUUCAAAUCUAUGGGCAUGCCAACAGAUCGGGAAAGCCAUCUGCGAAGGUCGGGAUUUCCAAGUUGGACAUGGGCGGGUUGGAAGCACUGCAAGAUACAAUCUCCACAAGUCGAUGUCCGUGGAACAAUCUUCGACAGCUGCACCACGGUGCACGUAGAAUAUGAAGACGAAGCAGGUAUUCUACAGAGGCUCGACUGGGUGAAAGACAACGAUAAGAUCCACAACCUAUCGCAUCAGGAGAGCAGAUUCCCGUUAUACUUGUUGAUCAAAGGAACAGUAAUGGAUAUGAAGCUGGCGUGGCACACUGAAUCUGGGGCCGGCUAUUCGAAACUGGGAGGAGGAUACUGGAUUAUUACAUCGCCCCAGUUCAUGAGAAAGGAGAAAAUUCUUGCUCCCCGAUGUCUGUUCGAGGACAUCCAACUGCAAAGCGGAGAUGACAGGUCCUCCUCCACUUACCUCAUGCGCAAAGAGGAAGUCAAUGUUCUCGGUAUGACACUGGCAGCAAACAUGAAUAGUAGAGGGAGGCAGAAGCUGUACGCCGUGUUGGUUAUGAUCUUGAGACCAGUGACAAGGCUUUUGAAUGGACAACCGGAAACGAUGUAUGAACGAGCACAUCUACUUGAAGUUCACGACCGCUUGGAUUACGAUCGGCCACAGAUAACAGGUGCCUUGAGGGAGACCGUUGUACGGUUAUGCUGAGACAAAAAGUUUGCACAUGUAGCUUUCAUAGGGACAAGAAUCACAUUUGCGUAUCUCGGG